AUGCAGUGUUAUACGGAACUGCUUCCUCCUUCGGGAGCAACACACGCUGUCUCCCUGCCAUUCAUUUCAGCCACGUCGAACAAUUUGAUAGUCGCAAAGACAUCGGUGCUUCAAGUGUUCUCCUUGGUCAAUGUUGCUUACGGGGCGUCUACGUCCCCGAGUACGGAUGACAAAACCAGAGUUGAAAGGCAGCAAUAUACCCGAUUGGUUCUGCUAGCAGAAUAUGACCUUCCAGGAACGGUGACUGGCUUGGGUAGAGUGAAAACUCUUGACUCAAAAAGCGGCGGGGAGGCGCUGCUAGUUGCAACCCGAAAUGCGAAGCUCAGUCUCGUGGAGUGGGACCACGAAAGACACGGGAUAUCGACCGUCUCUAUCCAUUAUUAUGAAAGAGAGGACCUGCACAACAGUCCUUGGACUCCUGAUCUAAAACUUUGUCCAAGUCUUCUGGCAGUUGACCCCAGCAGCAGAUGCGCUAUCUUGAAUUUUGGAAUUCAUAGCGUGGCCAUCUUGCCUUUCCAUCAGACAGGUGAUGAUCUUGUGAUGGACGAUUUCGACGAAGACCUACGGGGCGAGAAACCUGAGGACAUGGACAAUGCUCUCGUCGAAUCAACCGCGGCAAAUGACGUGGCAAGGCAUAAGACUCCCUAUGCGUCUUCCUUUGUUCUCCCGCUGACGGCGCUGGACCCUGCUCUCGUUCACCCGAUACAUCUUGCUUUUCUGUAUGAGUACAGAGAACCAACUUUCGGUAUCCUUUAUUCUCACGUUGCCACAUCGUUUGCUUUGCUUGGUGAACGAAAAGACGUUGUUUCAUAUGCCGUGUUCACUCUCGAUAUUCAACAGCGGACAUCCACAACUCUCGUUACGGUUUCUCGAUUACCUAGUGAUUUAUGGAAUGUCGUUCCCCUGCCGCCUCCCAUUGGAGGCUCUUUAUUGAUCGGAUCUAACGAGCUUAUUCACGUCGACCAAGCUGGUAAGACAAAUGCAGUUGGCGUAAACGAGUUUGCUCGACAAGCCUCCGAGUUUUCAAUGGCAGACCAAUCGGAUUUGGAGUUGCGCUUAGAAGGAUGCGUCAUUGAACAGCUAGGCACUGAGAGCGGCGAUAUAGCGCUUGUCUUAGCGAGCGGUAGGAUGGCUAUAGUACGAUUCAAGGUGGACGGGAGAUCCGUUUCUGGUAUCUUUGUGCAAUUGGUCUCCACGCAGGCUGGCGGUUCAAUUUUGAAGGCAAGGCCUUCCUGCUCGGCUAGUCUAGGCCGGGGGAAGAUCUUCCUCGGAAGUGAAGAAACCGAUUCUGUUCUUGUAGGUUGGACCAGACCGUCUCAGUCUAUAAAAAGGCUCAAGAGAGAUUCAAGCGGCCCUAGAGCAGGAGAAACCGAUACGGACGAUGACGAAGAUGAUAUAUAUGAAGACGAUCUCUACUCUACGCCUACCAACCAGACCACUGUUCCCAAAACCGUUUCUCAAACAAACGGUUUGAUUAAGGACGAAUUUGUUUUCCGCUGUCAUGAUCGACUCUGGAGUUUAGGCCCAAUGAAGGAUAUAACCUUGGGAAGAACUCCCGGAACGCGUGAUCAGGCCUCCAAAAAAACCUCCAAGCCAUCCACUGAUUUGGAACUUGUGGUCACCCAUGGGCAGGGUGACGCAGGUGGCCUUACCAUUCUCAGAAAGGAGCUGGAUCCUUAUAUUAUUGAUUCGAUGAAGAUGGAUAAUGUUGAUGGGGUGUGGUCGGUUCAAAUUGCCCCCUCAAAUACCUCAAAUCCGUCCACAACGUCGCGCAAUUACGACAAGUACCUAGUUUUCUCCAAGUCCCGUGGACAUGCUAAAGAGCAAUCAGUUGUGUAUACAGUUGGUGGCAAUGGAAUAGACGAAAUGAAGGCCCCAGAGUUCAAUCCAAAUGAGGAUCACACUGUGGAUAUUGGUACCCUUGCUGGUGGAACCAGAGUUGUCCAGGUCCUUACCUCUGAGGUCCGGAGUUAUGACACUGAUCUUGCAUUGGCCCAGAUAUACCCUGUUUGGGAUGAAGAUACAAGUGACGAGCUUUCGGUAACCGGAGCAAGUUUCGCUGAACCAUACCUUCUUAUCACCCGAGACGACCAGUCCCUCCUAUUGCUUCAACCCGACAGUAGUGGAGAUCUGGACGAAGUCAACAUCGACGGAUUGCUUACUUCUAACAAAUGGCUUUGUGGCUGCCUGUAUUUUGAUAAGCAUCAUACUUUUAUCCCCAACAGGGGUCAGGAAAAUUCGUCAUCUGAAAAUAUUCUGCUAGUUCUUCUUCGCACCGAUUAUACUCUAUUUAUCUUCUCUCUUCCCAACCUUUCGAACCCACUUUGCUCCCUGGGUGGCGUGGACUUUCUACCUCCGAUGUUGUCAUGCGAGCCAUUUCGGAAGCGAGCGACGUAUCGUGAAACAUUAUCAGAAGUACUAAUGGCGGACCUGGGCGAUUCAAUCAGCCGACAACCUUAUAUGAUCCUACGAACUACGCAUGAUGAUCUUGUGAUAUAUCAGCCAUACUAUACGAAACCCUCAUUGGAACAACCUGAAUUACGGUUUUUAAAAAUCACCGACUAUUUCCUACCCAAAGUUGACCCGGCAUCGAAUAUGGACAAUACAAAUAGGACCAGCUUUGCAAGAUUGCGGGCAAUUCCUGAUCUUUGCGGAUAUAAAACGAUGUUCAUGCCAGGCUCUAAUCCAUGUUUCAUUAUGAAGUCAUCUACGAGCUCUCCUCAUGUUUUGAGGCUGAAAGGGGAACCCGUAUCUUCUCUCAGCAGUUUCCAUAUGCCUGCUUGCGAAAAGGGAUUUGCAUAUGUCGAUGCCAAAAACAUGGUUCGCAUGUGUAGGCUACCUGGCAAUACUCGCUUUGACAAUGCAUGGGCCGCACGCAAAAUACAUAUUGGGGAACAAGUAGACUGCGUGGAAUAUUUCGCGCGCUCUGAAACUUAUGUGCUAGGAACAAGCUACCAUGAAGACUUCAAACUCCCGGAAGAUGACGAAGUACAUACUGAAUGGCGAAGUGAAGUGAUUUCAUUUAUGCCACAGCUGGAUAGAGGCCGUGUGAAGCUGCUUAGUCCUCGCACGUGGUCUAUUAUUGACUGCUAUGAUCUCGGUGCGACCGAGCGUAUCCUAUGCCUUAAAACAAUAAAUAUGGAGGUUUCCGAAAUAACCCAUGAAAGGCAGGACAUGGUUGUGGUUGGAACUGCCAUCGUGCGAGGAGAAGACAUUACUCCCCGUGGCUCCAUCUACGUUUUUGAGAUAAUUGAUGUAGCGCCCGAUCCGGACCGUCCUGAAACAAAUCAAAAAUUUAAACUCUUUGCUAAGGAAGAUGUCAAGGGAGCUGUGACCGCCAUUUCCGGCAUUGGCGGGCAAGGGUUUUUGAUCGCGGCUCAAGGGCAAAAAUGCUUGGUUCGUGGCCUCAAAGAAGAUGGAAGCCUCCUUCCCGUGGCGUUUAUGGAUAUGCAAUGCUACGUCAGCGUUUUGAAAGAGCUCCAGGGGACCGGUUUAUGCAUAAUGGGAGACGCCCUCAAGGGAUUAUGGUUUACUGGAUAUUCUGUACAACUCUCCUCCGCUGUUGACGUUGAAACCUGCGAGGAGCCUUACAAACUCACGCUUUUUGGAAAGGACAGCGAGUAUCUCCAAGUUGUUGCUGCUGAUUUCUUGCCGGAUGACCCCUCAUCGUCGAAAGGUGACCGGUUGCUACAUCGCAGUAGCUUUCAUACAGGUCAUUUCAUCUCCACGCUAACGUUAAUACCCCAAUAUACGAGCUCUGGAACUGGUGCGUCCGAAGACAAUAUGGACGUGGAUUAUAUGCCGGCGGGAUAUCAGGUUGUUGUGACAUCCCAAAGUGGUUCAGUAGGGGUAAUCACCCCUCUAACCGAAGAGACGUACCGGCGCCUCUCGGCAUUGCAAUCGCAACUUGUAAUGAGUAUGGAGCACCCCUGUGGGCUAAACCCUAAAGCCUACCGGGCGGUCGAAAGCGAUGGGUUCAGUGGAAGGGGACUGGUAGAUGGGAAUCUCUUGCUACGGUGGCUUGACAUGGGCGUCCAGCGAAAGGCGGAGAUAGCGGGGCGGGUUGGAGCGGAUUUGCAGAGCAUCCGGGCAGAUCUUGAAAGGAUAAACGGCGGAUUGGAUUUUUUGUGA
Uncinocarpus reesii 1704 is the source of this 4131-nucleotide messenger RNA. RefSeq lists its product as uncharacterized. Gene Ontology annotation, molecular function: protein binding; nucleic acid binding. The record is from RefSeq and is a predicted model, not a curated record. The coding region runs from base 1 to 4131 and encodes 1376 amino acids. The transcript has 9 exons. Gene Ontology annotation, cellular component: nucleus; mRNA cleavage and polyadenylation specificity factor complex. Lineage: Eukaryota; Fungi; Ascomycota; Eurotiomycetes; Onygenales; Onygenaceae.